Dibothriocephalus latus is the source of this 496-nucleotide messenger RNA. The record is from the annotation of a GenBank genome assembly. Lineage: Eukaryota; Metazoa; Platyhelminthes; Cestoda; Diphyllobothriidea; Diphyllobothriidae.
UGCUGAGGAUAUGCCCAUCUCCCUGAGGAAGACCCUGGACGCUAUGUCAGACAUUCUGGGAAAGCUGCUAAUUGUGGGCACGAGCGAUCCAGACCCUGAUGUCCGCCAGUGCGUGUUUAACUGCCUGGACUUCCAUUUUGACAAUUACGUGGCCCAGUCAAAUCAUCUCAGUUCGCUGUUUGUGGCUCUGAAUGAUGAGGUCUUCGCAAUUCGAUGUCUCGUAAUGCAAUGCCUUGGCCGUCUUUCGGAGAUCAAUCCGGCCUGUGUACAGCCCACUCUCCGCAAGGCCCUGCUCGGGCCCACUUUUGCCGUACCAAGUUUGAAUUCCUCUGUACGAAUAGUGCUUCCUGAGGCCUUUGCUUUUAAUUUGUCCAUGUCUGGUCAUCCCUUUUUUCAGCUGCUGAUUGAUCUAUCUGACAGCGGUUCCAGUCGCAACAAGGAAGAGUCCGCCAGUUUGUUGGCCAUCCUCGUUGCGACAUCACCUCGUUUCGUAGCU